CAUAAGGUGAUAUCACUGCCUCUCCCUGACUUGCGUCUUUGCCAAGUAGUCGGGUUACGCUUUACCACACAUGGGACAGCGGGGAUCGAGACCCCAACCCGAGGCCCGAGUUCUCCUAUUGGGUCUCGACUCAGCGGGGAAAUCAACCCUUCUUUACAAACUGAAAUAUAACGAAUCGGUCAAUACCGUUCCCACCAUCGGCUUCAAUGUGGAGAUGAUAGAAGCCAAAAAGAAGAGGGAGACAGUUGCUCUGACCGUGUGGGACGUGGGCGGCCAGAAUACAAUGAGGCACUACUGGAAGAGCUUCUAUCAGGACACUGCUGGACUGGUGUUCGUGGUGGACAGUUCCGACAGGCGCCGGUUGGACGAGGCCCGGCGGGAACUAGAUCACGCCCUGAGGAGUGAAUUCUUACGGGGUCUGCCUGUGGUCAUCCUCGCCAACAAGCAGGACCUUCCCGAAGCCGUAUCCGUCACGGAGAUAACGGAGCGCUUUCACCUGAGGACGAUGAGCGCUGAGCGGGACUGGUUCGUUCAGCCCUGCUCUGCUGUGACCGGUGCUGGGCUUAUAGAGGGCUUCCAAAAGGUGGCACACCUGCUCAAACUACCAUCAGAGGACGUUCAAGACAAUAUUAAAGAGACAGUGCAGUAUCUACGAUCAAAAUCAGUCAAGUCAAUGGGUUUGUAAUGUUUGCAAUGAUAGGAUAUGUCAAAAGUUAUUGACAAAUGAUGAUAAUUUGUUUUUAUUGUUUACGGAUGAAGAUCACAUUUCACUAUGAUCAAUGUGUUUCUUUAAAAGGUUGUCACAGUGCAAUAGACUACAUGGAAACGAAAUCAAUCCACGAAGCUAUUCAAUUGACUUUAAAUCAGCCUAUGACAUUUUUUUCCAACUAAGUUUAAUACGUUUGUAUCAGAUUAUUUCCUCUGAGAAAUAUGGUCAUAAAUAAUGUUAAGUCGCCUAUAGACCUAAUAAUGAACAUGUCAUUAUGGACUUUGGGGAGCAGUGCGUAAAAAAGCACCCCAAAUGGUCAAAUUCACUUUUCAUCUUUUAUGUAGACCUAUAACCUAAUA
This is a messenger RNA of Salvelinus namaycush (lake trout), 1068 nucleotides long. It is a transcript of the gene arl14, whose product is annotated as ADP-ribosylation factor-like 14. Bases 71 to 685 code for a protein of 204 amino acids. Lineage: Eukaryota; Metazoa; Chordata; Actinopteri; Salmoniformes; Salmonidae. Gene Ontology annotation, molecular function: GTPase activity; GTP binding. The record is from RefSeq and is a predicted model, not a curated record. Gene Ontology annotation, biological process: vesicle-mediated transport; intracellular protein transport. The transcript has a single exon. Gene Ontology annotation, cellular component: cytoplasm.